Molecule: messenger RNA, 1119 nt
Organism: Amborella trichopoda
Lineage: Eukaryota; Viridiplantae; Streptophyta; Magnoliopsida; Amborellales; Amborellaceae
Product: ubiquitin-conjugating enzyme E2 2
Source: RefSeq, a predicted model, not a curated record
AGAGGACAAAGAGGCCCAAAAAUUAAGUGAGAGAGAGAGUAUGUUUCGAAGAGAGAGAGUUUUGAAAAGGGGGGAGAGAGCGAGAGCGCCAUUGUUUCCUCAUUCUUAUUCCUGACCAAACUGCAGAUUACCGCCAGGUUCUUAUCCCAUCACCAGGACAGGAGGAGAGGGAACGAGAGAGGAGAGAGAAAGAGAGAGGAGAGAGAAAAUUUAGAAUUUAUAAAGAGAGACAGAGAGGAGAGAGAGUUUGGAGUCGUUCAUGACCGACUGAGCGUGUCCAGGUUAUUCCCCCCUGCUCUUUCAUUUUAAAUCUCGAGGUCUCUGAAUCCUCAUCGAGCCGUCUUCUUCUUCCUGACCCCUCGUGUUUCAGGUCUGAUCGGUUAUGGCGUCAUCUGCACAACUUCGAUUGAUGUCUGAUUUGAAGGCCAUUACCAGUGAACCACCUGAGGGCUGUAGUGCGAGCCCCCAUUCUGAAGAGAAUUUGUUUGUUUGGAGCGCAACCAUAUUUGGACCUGAUGAGACUCCAUGGGAGGGUGGAAUUUUUGGAUUGCGGAUUAUCUUUGGGGAUAACUAUCCUGAAAAGCCACCCCGUGUGCGGUUUACAACUGAAGUGUUUCAUCCUAAUGUCUAUAAUGAUGGCACCCUAUGCAUGGAUAUCAUUCAGGAUGCAUGGUCCCCCUGUCAUAACAUUUGUACAAUAUUAACAUCAAUUCAGUCACUUCUCACCGAUCCAAACCCGGCAAGUCCUGCAAAUCCUGAAGCUGCACAACUGUACCAGCAUGAUAUUCAGUCUUAUAACAGGAAAAUUCGGCGUUGUGCUCGUCGAUCCAUUGAGUCUUCAUAGCUAAUGACAAUUUCAUGCUUGGUGGUGAUUCCUCCCAGCCUGAUCUGAAAGGAGAUGCACACAUUUAUUUCAGCCGUAUUUGUUUUCUUCUUUUGAGUUGUACCGUUGUGUUAUACCAUAUAAACAAGACACUCUUUGGAAACUUGGGAGAUAUUUCUACAUUCUUUUGAUGAUUUUUCGCAUGGAUGCCUGUGAAAUACUGUCAUCAACUUUUGAUGCUUGGACAAAUUUGAACUCAGGUUUUUACCCAAUCCCCUGAUGGGGCUUUGGUUUGA